Molecule: messenger RNA, 2390 nt
Organism: Hydra vulgaris (swiftwater hydra)
Lineage: Eukaryota; Metazoa; Cnidaria; Hydrozoa; Anthoathecata; Hydridae
Source: RefSeq, a predicted model, not a curated record
CCCUUACAAAAAAAUUUAAGUAUAUCAAUGGAUAACUCUCUUCAAAUUGAUAUAAAAAACAGCAAAAUUGAUGAGGAACCUGUUACAUUUGGAAAUAAAAAUCUUUACCCAACAAAUCAUUUAUGCUUUUUAACUCCAACAAACCCAUUUCGAAGGUGGUGCGUUGCAGUUCUCAAAUCAAAGCCAUUUGAAUUUCUAAUCAUUUUUACAAUACUACUUAAUUGCGUUGUAAUGGCGCUUAACACGCCGCAACCAAAUUCCGAUAGAAAUGCAAUUGAUGAAACACUAGACCAUAUCGAUGUUUAUAUUUUGGGAAUAUUCUGUUUGGAAGAGUUUUUAAAGAUAGUUUCUCAAGGUUUAUUUAUGCAUAAACAUUCUUAUCUCCGUAAUCCAUGGAAUAUCCUAGAUCUAAUAUUUAUUGCCACAGGUGUUUUAACGCAAGUGAUAAGAAACAACAGCAUAUGGUUAAAAUAUAUAAAGUUGGUUCGAAUUUUCAGACCAUUAAAGUUUCUAGCUAAGUUUGAAAGUCUUCAAGUUUUGCUUGCCACAAUAAUAAAAUCACUUGCAUUACUAUUUCAUGUGUGUAUUUUUACAUGCUUUGUUAUUUCAAUGUAUGCAAUUGUUGGAAUGUCUUUUUUAAAAGGAAAAUUUCAUUAUACAUGUAUUUGGGAUUCAACAAAUGAAAUUUGGAAGAAAGAAUACUUGUGUGGAACCAAUGGUAAUCAAUGCCCUAAAAACACAUCUUGUAAGCGGUACUGGCCAGGACCUAAUAGUGGUGCUAUAAGUUUUGAUAAUUUUAUCAUCAGCUGUAUAACUGUAUUUGUUUGUAUUACAUGUGAGGGAUGGUCUAACAUAAUGCACAAGACUUUUGAAGUUGCUGAUAAUUUGGGAAAGUAUUUUUGGAUAUAUUAUUACACAUUAGAAAUUAUUGGAGCUUUCAUUAUAAUGAACUUAGUACGUGGAGUGUUAAGUGGUGGUUUUAGUAAACAAAGGUCUCGAAUUUCAAAUCGCAAUUUUUUAUUAUCAAAAAUAGAAUCAAAAAUUAAACAAAUAUCUGUCAAAUAUGUUAAUUGGAUUGACGAAGCUGAAAAAGUUUUAGCAAACGAAGCUGAAAAGAAAUUAGAAAAAAAAAGAAGGAAUAUAAGGUAUCCAUUUUUGAGCAAGUUUGUGACUUUCAAUUCCAGAAUUCGUACUGCUUUGAAAAAAAUUCUCUUGCUUCCUUUUUUCUAUUGGUUAAUGAUGUUUUUAACUUUUCUUAAUGCAUUGAUAUUGGUUGUUCAACAUUAUAAACAACCUCAAUGGGUUACUGAUAUAAAAGGUGUAUCGCAAUUAGUUUUUAUGGUGUUUUUUUUGUUGGAAGUCAUCUUAAAGUUGUACGCACUUGGUUUACAGUUGUAUUUUGCUAAACUGUCUGAUAAGUUUGAAUUUGUGGUUGUGACUUUAUGGCUUAUGGAUUUUUUUUUAUUGAAAUAUGCUGGUUUCAACUUUUCUUUUUUUGUUUUGCAUCAGUUGCAACUUUUCAGACUUUUUCAGCGCACAAAUAUUUGGGAAUCUCUGAAGAAAUUGAAAGCAUCCAUAUUUGCUAGCAUAUCAUCAGUUUUAAAUUUGAUUCUACUACUUUUUGUUUUCGCUGUUAUUUUUGCAUUAUUUGGAAUGAAUUUUUUUGGUGGCGUAUUCUACAAUAUAGUUCCUAAGCCAAGAGCAAAUUUUGAUGAUUUUUUCAACUCUUUAAUGGUGGUUUUUCAGAUAAUGAUGGGAGAAGGUUGGAAUUAUGUUAUGUAUGAUGCAAUCAAGUCAAAUGGUGGAGCUAAUAAACCUUUGGCUCUUCUAUCAUCCUUAUAUUUUAUUAUACUUAAUAUUAUUGGAAAAUAUGUUUUGAUAAACAUAUUUUUGGCUAUUGCUAUCGAUAAUAUUUUGUUAGCUGAAAACCAAAGCAAAAAAUUCUUUUCUGCAAAAAAAAAAGCCUUAUCACUUUUGAAGAAAAAACAUAAAAAAUCUUCAAAGAAACACAAAAUUGCAAACAAAAUGAUCAUCAAUGUAAAAUCAGUCCAUAAAAGAUAUAAAAGCUACCUAAGUUCAAUCACAGACAAUAAUAAAAAAGAUGCAAGUCAAUUGACAAAUAAAGUAGUUAGCGAUGAAAUAAACAUUGAUUAAAGAUGAGAUUAACUGAAGAAAAUUAGUGAAGUAUUGCAGUUUGAUUUUAUUAAACUUGCUGAGGAGAAGCAAGUGAAAAUGAAAAAAGUAAUGAAAUUAAGAAAUUAAAGCUGCACUUCUUGAAGCAAAUGAGAAAGUUACUAAAACUUUAUUCAUUAUAGUUUAUAAUAAAGUUUAUAUUUUGUAAAUAAAACACUUUACUUUGUUUAAAAUAGAUACAAACUGUUACUUUUUUA